Messenger RNA from Portunus trituberculatus (swimming crab), 4571 nucleotides. RefSeq names its product phosphoribosylformylglycinamidine synthase-like (gene Pfas). The record is from RefSeq and is a predicted model, not a curated record. The transcript has 28 exons. Gene Ontology annotation, molecular function: phosphoribosylformylglycinamidine synthase activity. Bases 161 to 4246 code for a protein of 1361 amino acids. NCBI's taxonomy places the organism in Eukaryota, Metazoa, Arthropoda, Malacostraca, Decapoda, Portunidae. Gene Ontology annotation, biological process: 'de novo' IMP biosynthetic process.
CCAGCCCUAGCCCCAGCGCGCUGUCCUGCUGGCAGUGACUGAGUGACCUUGAGCCAGUGUUUGGUCGAGAGCUACGCAGGGAGGGUGUCUGGAAGCUUGUUAGCCGGCUUGUUUCAGUGAGCCUCCUUCUUCUGCUGUGUUCGCUGUCAGUAAGCCAGAAAUGGUGGUGGUGCGGGUGUAUAGAUCGCUAGGAGAGACGGAGGAGAGUGGAAGCGCCGGCCUGUUGCUUCAGCGACUGCGGACCGUGUGCCCUGCCCUCACACGCCUGCAGCAGGAAACGUGCUACUAUAUCCUGGUCGACGGGAAAGAUAAUGAAGCACAGGCGCAGGAUGUGAUGCAGGUGCUGGGGAAGGAGGCAGCGUGUCAGUUGUGGGGCCUGCUGGGGGACCCUUGGCUUCCUGACUCAGGACUGCACACCACCACACAGCUGCAGCCCAGCCACGACUCUCAGGUUCUGGUGGAGAUUGGUCCCAGGCUGACCUUCACCACAGCAUGGAGCACCAAUGCCGUCAGCAUAUGUCAGGCCGCGGGGCUGACAGGUGUCAGGCGCUUGGAGCGAGCUCACCGCUACCUGGUGACUGCUUCUGCUCCAUUCUCACUGCAGGACAGGCAAAAGCUGGUGGCAGCGCUGCAUGACCCCAUGACCCAGCAGGAGUAUGUCAAGCCUCUGAACAACUUCACCCUCCUGGUGGAGCCAGAAGACUGGGUGGAAGUGGAUGUGUUGGGGAGUGGCAAGGUGGCACUGCAGGAAGUCAAUAAGAAAAUGGGACUUGCCUUUGAUGAAUGGGAUGUGGACUAUUACACUGAGCUCUUCAAGACAAAGGUGCAGCGAAAUCCAACCACAGUAGAGCUGUUUGACCUUGCCCAGUCCAACUCUGAGCAUUCCCGGCACUGGUUCUUCAAGGGGAAGUACUGGGUUGAAGGAGAAGAGCUGCCCUGUUCUUUAAUGGAGAUGGUGGCAGCAACCAACACUGCAGCCACCACCAACUCUAACAACGUCAUUGCAUUCUCAGACAACUCCAGUGGCAUCAAGGGGUGGGAGGCAGCCGUCCUAGUGCCGUCAGACCCGUGUGUCGCCUCAGAGGUCGGGGUGGAACAGCGUCUCAGACACAUCAUCUUGACUGCAGAGACACACAACUUCCCCACGGGUGUUGCUCCCUUUAGCGGUGCCACAACAGGGACAGGCGGCAGGAUCCGUGAUGUGCAGGCAGCAGGGCGUGGUGGGCAUGUGGUGGCGGGCACUGCUGGUUACUGCUUUGGGAACCUGCUCAUCCCUGGUUAUGAUUUGCCUUGGGAGGAGAAAGAUGUGGAGUACCCAAGUAAUUUUGCUCCAUCACUAGAAGUAGCCAUAGAGGCAUCUAAUGGAGCCUCUGACUAUGGCAACAAGUUUGGUGAACCCGUCGUUGCUGGGUUUGCUCGCUCCUUCGGCCUCAAUGUGGGAGAGCCUGGUCACACAGAGAGGAGGGAGUGGAUCAAGCCCAUCAUGUUCAGCGGAGGCAUCGGUACCCUGGAUGCCAACAUGGUGAAAAAACAUGAGGCUCAGCAAGGAGCCAAGAUUGUGAAGGUGGGCGGACCAGUGUACAGGAUUGGGGUCGGCGGUGGAGCAGCCUCCUCCAUACAGGUUCAGGGGGACAAUGAACCAACCCGUGACCUGGGUGCUGUGCAGCGCGGGGAUGCCGAGAUGGAGCAGAAGAUGAAUCGGGUCAUACGAGGCUGCCUGGAGAUGAAGGUCAAUCCUAUCAUGGCCUUGCAUGACCAAGGGGCUGGAGGAAAUGCCAAUGUCCUGAAGGAGUUGAUGGAGGGGGCUGGUGGUCUGGUGUUCCGGGACAGCUUCACCCUGGGGGACCCCACCCUGUCCACAUUGGAAGUCUGGGGUGCUGAGUAUCAGGAGUCUAACGCCCUUCUGGUGCAGCCCAGUGACCUUCCCGCCCUGGCCCUGUUAGCCACCAGGGAGAGGUGUCCCAUAGACACUGUUGGUUACAUCACUGGGGACAACAAGGUUCGUUUGGUGGAGGGAAAGAUGGAGGAUGCUGCCACUCUGUUGGAGGGAGCACCAAAGUACCCCGUGAAUCUACACCUUGAUUGGGUCUUGGGGAAGAUGCCAAAGAAGGAAUUUAGAUGGAGCAAGGAAAGAGUGGAGUUGGUUCCCCUGGUGCUGCCAGAGAGCCUGAGUGUGAGGGAGGCCCUGACAAGAGUCCUGAGGCUGCCAUCUGUUGCCAGCAAACGUUAUCUCACCAACAAGGUGGACCGCUCCGUGACAGGCCUGGUGGCUCAGCAGCAGUGUGUGGGGCCCUUCCACACUCCUCUGGCUGAUGUUGCUGUCACUGCUGCCUCUUUCUUCAGCAAGGAAGGAACUGCUACAAGUAUUGGUGAGCAACCAGUGAAGAUAUUGGUGAACCCUCAAGCUGGUGCUCGCCUCACAGUGCUGGAGGCCAUGGCUAACCUUGCUGCUGCUCCUGUUUCUCACUUGAAGGACGUCAAGUGUUCAGCAAAUUGGAUGUGGCCAGCCAAGCUGCCUGGCGAGGGUUGGUCCUUGUACCAGGCGUGUGAGGCCAUGUGUGACAUCCUGAAAGCAGUGGGUGUCGGAGUGGAUGGAGGGAAGGACUCGCUGAGCAUGGCAGCAAGAGUAGCUGGGGGAGUGGUGAAAGCUCCUCCAGGCCUUGUUGUGUCUAUGUAUGCUCCAUGCCCAGACAUUACCAAGGUUGUGACACCAGACCUGAAAAGCCCUGGCCGAGGGGAGGUGGGGGAGCUGGUAUGGGUGCGUCCUGUCCCUGGCUAUGCCCGCCUGGCUGGGUCAGCUUUGGCACAAGUGUAUGGCCAAGUGGGGCGAGAUUGCCCUGAUGUCGACCAACACCACAUUGCAGCAUUUAUUGUUGCAUUUAACCUUAUUCAAGAGCUGCUUGAUGAAAGAGAUGUGUUGGCACUUCAUGAUGUCAGUGAUGGUGGGCUGCUGACUUGCCUGCUGGAGAUGUGUGUGGCUGGCUGGGGUGGAGCUAGUGUGGAUGUUCCGCCACCACCAGCGCCUCCGGCCUCUGCCUCAGAUAAGGCACCGGCCACUCUUGCUGCUCUCUUCAGUGAGGAAGUUGGGUGGGUGUUGGAGGUGGGCAGUGGCCGAGCCCCUGACAUUGUUCACAAGUUUGUUAGUAAUGGUGUUCCUGGCACUUGUGUUCUGGGCACCACCACCACUGUUGGGCCUCAUGCUCCGGUGACUGUUCAUGUUGGAGGAAAAGAAGUUUUAAAUAAGACUGUUCUGGAAAUUGCCAAAGAAUGGGAAGAAACAAGCUACCAAUUGGAAAGACUUCAGACCAACCCAGAGUGUGCUGAGCAGGAGUUUCUGAAUCUAGAGAGCUGUGUUCACACCACCUACCACGUCCCAUUCUCCUACAGGGACUUUGUCUUAGGGCCAGAGAGGACCUGUGUGAGUGUGCCUCGAGUGGCUGUUCUGCGGGAGGAAGGAACCAAUGGGGACCGAGAGAUGGUGGCAGCUCUCCUCCAGGCAGGCUUCUGUGUGCAUGAUGUCACCAUGUCGGACCUUCUGUGUGGGGAAACUUUACUGCAAGGGUUCAAAGGAGUGAUUUUCCCAGGAGGAUUCAGCUAUGCAGAUGUGUUAGGGUCUGCGGUUGGUUGGGCAGGUGUGGUGCGUGGGCAUGCAGGGCUGAGGGCAGCACUAGAGGCAUGGCGUACCAGACCAGACACCUUCUCCCUUGGGGUUUGCAACGGGUGUCAACUGAUGGCACUUCUUGGCUGGCUUGACCCUCCCAACAUAAGUGAGAAUGGGUUGCCUGAUGUGCUUCUCAAAGGCAACAUCUCGGGCCGCUUUGAGUCCCGCUGGUCAAGAGUACACAUUGAGAAGACUAAUUCUAUCCUGCUGAGGGGAAUGGAAGGUGCCAAGCUUGGAGUGUGGGUGGCUCAUGGAGAAGGUCGCUUUACGUUCCGGAAUGACAAAGUGGCGGAGGCAAUAGAAAGCAGCAAGUGUGUGGCUCUGCGUUAUCUGGACCCGCAGGAUGAGCCAACGCAACGCUAUCCCUUCAACCCUAAUGGCUCUCAGGGUGGUGUGGCAGGGCUGACAUCAACAUGUGGGAGGCAUCUGGCCCUCAUGCCUCAUCCUGAGAGAUGUGUCCUCACCUGGCAGUGGCCACACCUGGCACCUCCACUGUGCCCCCUGACAGAAGAGGCACUCAGACUAACAGCACCAUGGAGCAAACUCUUCCAGAAUGCCUUUGACUGGUGCCUGGAGCAUCCUUGAUAGGAAGCAGAACAAACAAAAUUAGCUUGGCAGGGAUCACAAAUCGGGAUCACAAAUCUGUAUGACUAAAAGAAGAGCAAAGUGUCGCCUGUGUGAGAGCAAAUGAAGUGUAAGUUCAAAUUUUCAUAGAGCACAUAAGAUUCAUGAAAAUUUUCCAUGACAGACUAUAAAGUGGCUCUGCACUGUGCUGGCUGUUGAGAGAAUGGAGGUUACUUGCUCAAGGCAAUAGUUUGCCAAAUUCUUGAUGUUUGAUUUAGGUAACUAGUUUGUGAGUUUGUAACACUAAAUUGUUUAAUUAUGCUAAGACAAAGUUCCUUCAUUACCA